Messenger RNA from Kluyveromyces marxianus DMKU3-1042, 1086 nucleotides. It is a transcript of the gene AAN1, whose product is annotated as Aan1p. The transcript has 2 exons. The record is from RefSeq and is a predicted model, not a curated record. Bases 1 to 1086 code for a protein of 361 amino acids. Lineage: Eukaryota; Fungi; Ascomycota; Saccharomycetes; Saccharomycetales; Saccharomycetaceae.
AUGCUUAGCAAGAAAUUAGUGAGACAGGUAGACUUGAGAUUUCAAGAUACAAACUACAAGACAGUAACUUCUAUGGACUAUUUGAGCACUAACUAUGGACAGCGUACGGCACGGAUUAUAUAUUCGUUUAUUUCGUGCAUUCACAGGAAAAUCAACCAUGACGUUUCAAAGAUUUCAGACGAAAUGAUUUCGAAAGUAAUGAGGCCGAUGGACAAGCUCAAGCUUUUCCUAUUGUUGGUGAUGCUUUCGCAGCGUGGGGGUCCUGACUACUGGAUGGACAAGCAUGGAAAGUCCAAUGAGCUGGACGAUGAGGAAGAAGGCGAAGAGGGCGAGGAAGUUGAAGAAGGUCGUUUAAAAGGUGUUAAGAAGAAGCCCAAGCUCUUUUGUACGUUGUUGGAGAACGUUAUGAGAGAGAACAUUAAGAAGAGUUUUGACGAGUCUGUAUAUGACGAAAACUACGUUUACAGUUCGAUAUGGGCGAAUUUCAUGGAAGGGUUGAUCAAUCAUUACUUGGAGCGGGUUAUCAUACCGAAAUCUGAACGGAAGGUUUGCCAGCAGUUGUACAAACCCAUGAUGAAGAUUAUUUCAUUGUAUAAUGAAUACAACGACUUGAUAGAGAAGAGCGAAAGCUCUGGUCUGAUGAAUGGUGGCGAGUCUGAGAAUUUGGAGAACAAGCUAGCCAAUGCACAGAAGCUUCUUUGGAAGGCUAGACAAGACAUUCCGAAAACCAUCAGUAAGGAAUUGACCUUGUUAUCAGACAUGUAUUCUACGCUUAGCGUUGACGAACAGGAUUACCAGUUAGACCAAUUCGUUUGCUGUGCUGAAGAGUAUAUAGAGCUGGUCUAUUUGCCCAGUUUGAUUGACGUUUUAUUUACCAAUUGCGGGUCGUUAGAUUUUUGGAAGAUCAUGUUUGUUCUGGAACCAUUCUUUUACUACAUAGAAGACCUUCCUGAUGAAACAAGUAGCUUGGAUAUUGAAGUCCUUGACAUAGAGGAUGAAUUAGAGAAGGAGCCAAGUAAACCUGAUCCUAGAGUAGCAACGUUGGAAAAAAUUUGCGAAGUCGCGGCCAAAGAAAGGUGGAUAUAG